AUCGCCACACCUCCUAUUUGGAGUUCUUAAAAUUAUACUUGUUAAUAGAUAAUAUUGGAUUGAUACCUUUGAAUAAUUUAGAGAAACCUUCAAGUAAUAACAAACUUUUACGUAACUCACAUGAACAAGUUUUAAAUGAAUAUAAUGAAUUCUUAAACAAUUCGCAAAAACAAGUAAUAGCCAACAAUAAUUGCAAACAAGUUUUAAGCAAACGAACAAAUUCAGCAAUAUUAUCUCAGCCUUCAGUCUUCACACCAUUUUGUUCACCCUUGAAAGCUUCUUCAAAAGUAAAUCUUCCAUCACAUUUAGAAAAGUCACAUUCAGAACCACCAAAUUUGGGACCAUCGCAUUCAGGACCAUCAUAUUCAGGACUAUUGCAUUCAGAACUAUCAUAUUCGGCAGCAGAAACUUUGAAAAACAAAUAUGAUCAAGUUUGUGAUCAAGAGCCAGAAUUAAAUAAUAGCAAUACAGUUAUUAAAAAUUACUAUAAUAUUAAUGCGAAAUAUGUAAAGAUUAUAAAAAAAUGA
Dentiscutata heterogama is the source of this 527-nucleotide messenger RNA. NCBI's taxonomy places the organism in Eukaryota, Fungi, Glomeromycota, Glomeromycetes, Diversisporales, Gigasporaceae. The record is from the annotation of a GenBank genome assembly.